AGAGGGACGUGGCAAGACUAAGAUCAGAGUAUGUGAGUUCACUUUUCGUCCACACCCUUUCUUCCUUCUUCUCUUUCCAUUCCAAGUUUCCAACUGUGAAGAGUACUCAAAAUAAGUCAUCUCUGCAGAUAGAUUGAAAGAAAGAGAGAGAAAGAAUGGCGGGAAGGCUUCCAGCACAAGUAGCCACACCACCGGAACUCCUUCACCACCACCGCUGUCAAACAGGGUGCCCUAGUUUGUUGUCUUGGAAAACCAGUCUAACUCUACAGAAUUUCCGCAUUUCUUCCUCUUCUUCUCUCUCCUCUCUUUCCGGAAGAUCUUAUGCGCCGCCCUUAAUAAAGUGCACCACCCAGACAGCUGCAUCGACUAAUUUUGCUCCAGGUACACCCGUCAGGCCAACAAGUAUAUUGGUUGUUGGUGCUACUGGGACUCUAGGAAGGCAGAUUGUAAGGCGGGCACUGGAUGAAGGCUAUGAUGUACGCUGCCUUGUGAGACCUCGACCAGCUCCUGCUGAUUUCCUUCGUGACUGGGGUGCCAUUGUUGUUAAUGCAGACCUGAGCAAACCAGAGACAAUACCAGCAACACUGGUCGGGGUUCACACGAUUAUCGAUUGUGCCACUGGACGCCCUGAAGAGCCAAUAAAAACAGUAGAUUGGGAAGGCAAAGUUGCACUCAUACAAUGUGCAAAAGCAAUGGGAAUCCAAAAGUUUGUGUUCUUUUCUAUUCACAACUGUGACAAGCAUCCAGAAGUACCAUUGAUGGAGAUCAAGUAUUGCACCGAGAAAUUUCUUCAAGAUUCCGGAUUGAACCAUAUUACAAUAAGAUUAUGUGGUUUCAUGCAGGGUCUUAUUGGGCAGUAUGCUGUGCCAAUAUUGGAAGAGAAGUCUGUCUGGGGAACAGAUGCCCCGACAAGGAUAGCUUAUAUGGACACUCAGGAUAUAGCUAGACUAACUUUCAUAGCCUUGCGGAACGAGAAUCUUAAAGGGAAGCUUCUCACGUUUGCUGGACCUCGUGCAUGGACAACACAAGAGGUGAUAACACUAUGCGAGAGGCUAGCAGGACAAGAUGCCAAUGUGACAACAGUUCCUGUAUCCGUCUUGAAAACAACUCGCCAGCUGACUCGGUUUUUUCAGUGGACAAGUGACGUUGCCGAUAGAUUGGCCUUUUCAGAGGUACUGUCGAGCGAUAUGGUGUUCUCAGCUCCAAUGCAGGAGACCUAUCAACUUCUUGGUGUUGAACAGAAAGACAUGGUUACUCUGGAAAAAUAUUUGCAAGAUUACUUCUCCAACAUUUUGAAGAAAUUGAAAGUCCUCAAAGCACAAUCGAAGCAAUCUGAUAUCUUUUUCUGAAGCAUUCAUAAUAUGGCCGGACUCAAUCUUCGCUACUCGUUUUGUUGUACAGCAGAGACAUCCCAUUCUUAAUUAAUGGAAUCUAAAUUCUUUGAAUUUCACCCCUCUUUUUUCAUACAUUUUGUACCUAUACAAACAGUUCUAAUUGUAAUUACAAUUUACAAUACAUAGCAUAAGUUUCUCCUGAA
Molecule: messenger RNA, 1537 nt
Organism: Spinacia oleracea (spinach)
Lineage: Eukaryota; Viridiplantae; Streptophyta; Magnoliopsida; Caryophyllales; Amaranthaceae
Product: protein HIGH CHLOROPHYLL FLUORESCENCE PHENOTYPE 244, chloroplastic
Exons: 8
Coding region: 156-1349 (397 amino acids)
Source: RefSeq, a predicted model, not a curated record